AUGUAUAUUGACACGCAUGCAAAGGACGACGAGUCAUUGAUACGUGAAGCCAAGACAGAGCUUGAGAAACUGACAAUCAUCCAGAAAGAUGUUGCUGAAUUACUUACUUUAAAGAACGAAGAAAUUAAAAGACUUCGUGAAAAAUGCGUUGGAACACGACGAUCUGAGGAAGACGAUCAAGGAAAAGAGAAGGACGGAGAACUUCGAAGACCUCGAGACAAACGUAAGGAAUCGGGAACAUCAUUCGAAGACGACCAGUCGAAAGACAAAGACACAGAAAUAAAAAGACUGGAAAAACUACUGAGUGAUGCAGUUGCAAGAGCAACGCGUUCGCAAUACGAACUUAGAAGACUGCGUGACAAAUGUAAAGAACCAGGCGUGACAGAUGAAGCUAUAGAGGGAAGAAUAUCCAGGGAGCAAUAUGAAGAAGAACUGCGAGACAAAGAAGCAGAAAUUAAACGAUUGGAGAAACUUCUAAUUGAUGGAGAAACGAGAGCAACUCGUGCACAAUUCGAGCUUAAAAGGUCUCGCGACAAAAGUAGAGACAUUGCAACGUUGGAUGAAGAUACAAGAUCAGCUCUGGAGCAAUGCGAAGAAAAACUGAAGGAAAAGGAAAAAGAGAUUGAUGACUACCGCGAGCUCUGCAAAAAACAAGCCCGCGCAAAAGAGGCAGAAAUUUUAGCGCUGAAAACCACUCUGCAAGAAAAUGGUAAGGGAUUUAUUGCGCAAUUGUUAGAUCCAUCAAAUAUGUUUGUGCAAGAAAUGCAUAACAUAUGAAUGGUGGAAAAAAACAUCUCAGGCGAUGUGGUUACCCUAAUUGACCUGCAUUCCAGAGCCACAUAGUAGUUCUGAGGCAACAUGAAGUAAAGGCUCAGCAAGGGCAUUUGAUUUAAAAACAAAUCUACUGGGCUGUUCUACAUGGUUGCUAAACUGCCAGAUUUAACGACAACAUCCCUCCAUUCACCGGUGCCUAUUGGGAAAGAAAAUCUGCCAAUCAUAGAACGCCUAGUUUAUUUCCUUAUCCAAUUUCACACUUAUAUGAUUGACUCUUGCAGUAACGGACCUUUUAAUUCAUUCUUAGCUAAUCUUACAUGUGUUUUAUCAAGACAUGUAAUGCCAAUACGCCUCAUUGGAUGAAUGUAAAAAGCUCCGCAAACAAUCAAUUCAGAUUCAAGAUUCAAGAUUCAAGAUAGAUUUAAUUGACAUAUGUGCCUGAUGGCACAGUGAAAUGAAUUUCCAUACAGCCAUACAAUAAAAAUCAACAGGACACAACACACUAUAGGGUUUGACAUAAAACAUCCCCACACCGCAGAAUCAAAGUUCCCCACUGUGUGAGAAGGCACCAACGUCAGUCUUCUUCUUCCAUUGUUCCCAGUGGUCAGGGCCUCCCCGUGCCCUCCGCAGUUG
Leucoraja erinaceus (little skate) is the source of this 1407-nucleotide messenger RNA. RefSeq names its product tax1-binding protein 1 homolog B-like. NCBI's taxonomy places the organism in Eukaryota, Metazoa, Chordata, Chondrichthyes, Rajiformes, Rajidae. Bases 1 to 777 code for a protein of 258 amino acids. The record is from RefSeq and is a predicted model, not a curated record. The transcript is spliced from 26 exons.